Messenger RNA from Labrus bergylta (ballan wrasse), 858 nucleotides. The record is from RefSeq and is a predicted model, not a curated record. Lineage: Eukaryota; Metazoa; Chordata; Actinopteri; Labriformes; Labridae.
UACCAACUGGAGGUGGGGAGGGAAGCGCAGACGCUGCUGGCCACUGGGACACUAAAAGGAAAGGAGGGGAUGUGUUGUUGUGCUGAUGGCUUUCCUCAUUCUUCCUCCUUUAAGAGCUCGCCUCCUCUUGCAAACGGAGACACAGGUGUAGCCUCUUUAUCUACCCUCCAUCUACUACUACCACCACCACCACCACCACCACCUUUGCCAAUUUUCCAUGCGCCCUACCUCUCCUUUUCUGUCACCAGAGGAGGGUUUUACGCGCCUGUUCUUUGCGAUAAACAUCAUGUUAGAUGAAAUGUGGUGCGUCUCUUUUGUGCGCCGUCCGUUACCGCCGUUAUGAGUGUGAUGCCGGCACACAUGACUUGAACCGGGCGGUGGAGGCAGCUGCAACUACAACAACACUUGAUCCAUAAAGAAGACUUAUUGAUAACCAUGGCUGACCAGUAUAGUAUGUUUCUCACGACGGCGCCCCCCCUACGGCGUGGCAGCACACCCCUUCCUGUCAAACACCAGCUACGGAGGGAAGAGGCAGUGUCCGACGACUGCGAUUGGAUCCCGGGUUUGGAUGAACCUGCCAUGUUGCCGAUCAGUGACACAGGGGUCCCUCGGGACGAGUCCUUCAGCCAAUUAGCAGCUGCCCAGUCGUCUUACCACAGCCAUGGUGGGGCUUUGAGGAUAGUGUUACUGGGACAGACCGGCGUGGGGAAGUCGUCGCUCGCCUUAUCGCUGGCCGGGCAGUCUGACAGAUCACUCUCUAUAGACUCUGAGACACAAGCAUGCGGUGAAGGCUACGAGUGCAACGUGACAGUGGACGAGGAGGACAGCAAAGUCAUAAUUUACGACAACUGGAAACAG